AUCACAGUAACACUCUCCUCUGAGAUUUUAGGAUUGUGGGUUCGCUCUCUGAGCUUGGUUCUGCAGCAAAGAUGGUAUCUUUGUGCUCCUCUGACAAUAACAGCUUCUGGGUCGGCUCUGUUUUUGAGGCUAUGGUGGUCAACACUGUUCUUGCUGCUCACAACUCUCUUGCUCUGUGGCUCUUGGCGGCAGGAUCCCUGAUGAAUGACAUCAAUGUGUCUCCAAAAUUGUCUGCAGUCACCGGAAGCUUUCCUUUUGAAGAACUUUUCAAAUUGCAAAAACCUGGUCCAGAAAACAAAGAUGCCAGCGACACUGAGGAUGACGAGGAAGAUGAUGUCGAUGAUGUGCCUGAGGAGGAAGAUGAUGCAUCAGAUGAGGACUUCUCAGGCGAAGAAGGGGAAGAUGCAGACCCUGAGGAUGAACCUGAAGCCAAUGGUGAUGGAGGAAAUGAUGACGAUGAUGAGGAGGACGAGGAUGAUGAUGAUGGUGGCGAUGAUGAUGAUGAGGAUGCAGAGGAGGAAGAAGAGGAAGACGAGGAGGAGGUUCCCCAGCCUCCUGCUAAAAAGAGGAAGUGAGAAGUAGUGUGUAUCGUCAUGUGUCCUAGUUUCUUUAUGGUUUAGGUCAGGAGUUAUGGAGUAGUGAUUUGAGAUUGAUAUUUGUAGGACCCCUUUGAUGUGGUGUUAUUUACAUUCUUCUGAUGUGUUCAAUGGUUGUUACCUUCCUAUUAUCAGACUUUGUUAAUGGACCUUAGUAGGCAUUGGUAAGACUUGUUUUAUGUUCUGGCAAA
Molecule: messenger RNA, 787 nt
Organism: Fragaria vesca subsp. vesca
Lineage: Eukaryota; Viridiplantae; Streptophyta; Magnoliopsida; Rosales; Rosaceae
Exons: 3
Coding region: 72-575 (167 amino acids)
Source: RefSeq, a predicted model, not a curated record